This is a messenger RNA of Phoenix dactylifera (date palm), 2054 nucleotides long. The record is from RefSeq and is a predicted model, not a curated record. Lineage: Eukaryota; Viridiplantae; Streptophyta; Magnoliopsida; Arecales; Arecaceae.
UUAUAUAUAUAGGUUACUAAGUUGCUUGGUUAUCUCCUGAAUCUUUCAGAUGAAGAAGUGGAACUCUUGGGAAGAAGAGACUAAAACUCUGGAAUUCCAGUUAUCAAAUGAUCCUCGUAGGUUUAAGCUCACCCGACAGACAUCCUUUGGAAGAAGGCAUCUGAAGUUCUGGAGUAAAUACAGAUUGCUUCUCUGGCUAGUUUGCUUUGUUCGGCAAUUCACUGGUUCGGUAUCCAAAGCUGAUUAUUUUGCUCUUCGGCAUGGUUUCGUUGCAGUUCACUUUCCUCAGGACCACAGCAAGUUUGAUUUCCGCAAGUUUCUUCGGAGAUCACUUGAUCAUGACUUUGUGGUUACUGUCAGGAUAAGCUUUUGGAUAUGGCUAUGCGUUAUCUUCUUCAUUUUCUUCCAUGCACAUGGAUUCUAUAACCACUAUUGGCUUCCUUUUAUUCCCUUGGUGGCUCUUUUGGUUGUAGGAACGAAGCUAGAGGUCAUCAUAACCAAAAUGUGCUUAAAGAGCAGUGAACAGAUUGCGGUUGUUCCAGGGAGAGUAUGUGUGAAGCCUGAUGAUAACUUAUUCUGGUUUGGCCAACCCCAAUUGCUAUUGCAUCUCAUUCAAUUCAUCCUGAUUCAGGUGGAUUAUUAUAAGAAAAUAUUUAGAGAUCAAAAGUUACUUCCCUGUUACAACCAAUACAUAGCCUGAUGAUAUUAAAGAGAACAAGAAGUUACAUCAAGUUUGAUAGAGAUAUUUAGCACAAAAAACUUUUGAACUUGCCAAUUUGUUAUUUUUUGGUUUAAAGCACUCAGAUAGGCUACUGCUCUUUUCCACCAUUGUAGUUACCCUACUGACUUGGAUUGUUGGCCGAUUGCAGAACUCCUUGCAGCUUGCAUUCUUCACAUGGACAUGGGUGAGUCCGCAAUGCAGUACAAUACUCAUCAUUAAGGAUGUGACUGUAUCAAAACCAUUCUAACUUGCUUGCAAUCCAGUACAAUUUUGGACUCUGGUCCUGUUUCCAUAACAACGUGGAGGAUGUCGUCUUAAGUAUCGGCUUCGGCAUUAUAGUUCAGUUCUUCUGCGCCUAUGUUACUCUUCCACUAUAUGCAUUAGUCACCCAGGUAGAGAUACUAAUACAUAAGCAGAACCGCAAGCUUUCCUGCAUGGCUCUUCUUGUUCACUGGUUGCAUCUCUUCUGGUCAGAUGGGCUCUUCGAUGAAAGAAACAAUCUUCACAGACCGCAUCAUUGAUGGCCUGAAGAACUGGCACAGGACAGCAAAGAAGAACCUGGCCAAGCAGAGAUCGCUUUCCCCAAGCCCUUCAGCAGCACCCUCACCUUCUUUCCCAACUGUAUGUUCUUCAUCUCAGAGACCCACAGCAGCGGCACCCUGCUUACCUUCUCUACCUUGUCUCCCAACCAAAGCUCCAUCAUCUUAUAGCAACACGGCAAUGGGAUCCUCGGCACCUUCUCACCCAGCAAAAGCUCCAACGUCUACUAGGCAUGCGGCAGCAACUUCCUCAUUAACUUUUCUACCAGCCAAAGCUUUGCCAUCCUACAGGCACAAAGCAAUGGCACCCUCCUCACCGUCUCUCCCAACUAAAGCUUCAUCAUCCUACAGGCCCACCACACGGGAGACAGAAUUCAAGUAUCCCUCAGGAAGGCUAGAACUUUUGGAAGUCCAGAAAGUGGUAGAAGAGAUCAUUCAAUAUGGUGCCAUGCCCAAUGAUGGUGAGAUUUCUUUCGGAUUGUGGAGGCGGCAAAGCAGUGAGCUCUCUACAAGGAGUCGGCAGUCAAAGUGAACUGCUUGAGCUCACUUGGACGGCCUCCUGAUUUUAUAGAACUUCCAAUGCUGGAAGCCCAAGCUUCCAAAGGAAAUUGCUAAUCUGAGACAGAUUCAUAUGGUAGUUCAGAUGUUCCGUGUAGGAAAAUACUGUUGGCAUUUCAUUGUUUUUCUCUAAAAACUGCUUUAAGAUGAGUUGUAAAAAGAGUCUCAGCCUUUCAUUUUUGCUGUACAAUAUUGAGGCAGUAUCAUGUGUAUCAAAGCCACCAAGGCAUUUAUAA